AUGGAUGAUUUAACGGUAAAACUAACUGAUUAUGCUUUAUCACGUGAUAUUUUUCCACAAGAUUAUGAUUGUCUUCCAACUGAUCUUUCCAAUGAAAGUCGUCCAUUAAAAUUUAUGGCUAUUGAAUCAAUUAAUGAUCGACGUUUUUCUACGGCUUCAGACGUUUGGUCAUAUGGUGUUAUACUUUGGGAAUUGAUGAGUCGUGGUUUACAACCCUAUGCUGAUAUUGAAGCAUGCAAUUUGAUUACACAUCUUCAAUGUAAUAAUCGACUCAUACAACCCAUGAAUUGUCCUGAUUCUUUAUAUAAAAUAAUGAGUAUUUGUUGGAUAACUACAAUUGAUCAACGUCCAUCAAUGAAUUCAUUACUUCGAUCAUUAAUGGAAUUUUAUGGACAACUAGCUCGUUUCAUUUAA
Molecule: messenger RNA, 414 nt
Organism: Adineta steineri
Lineage: Eukaryota; Metazoa; Rotifera; Eurotatoria; Adinetida; Adinetidae
Source: the annotation of a GenBank genome assembly